UCGUAACCGUCGGGAUGGGAGGGUCUCUCUUGUGAAUUUUUUUAUUUUUAUUUUUUAAACCCCGGAUUUCCGCCGAAAUUAAUAUCAUUCUCCUAAUUUUGUGUUUUCGCCGCGGAAUGAUCCAAUCCCUAACCAUCUGAGACUAAACCUACCUCACGGCGGUUCGCGGAAAAUUCGGUCGCUGAGUGUGCUUUCGGUCAAGUGUUAGUGAUGUGUUUGUGUUUCCAAGUUCGGUUACUUUUAUCCUUCGACAAGUGUCAGAGUGUUUUCUAAAUGAUCGGUUAAGUUCGGAUUAUGCCUCUCUAAUUGUGCACUUCGAAAUUUUCGCCAGGAUCUGCAUGAGCUGCUUCUUUGCGGCGUCCUCCAACACAACUUUCAACUGAAACCAGAUAACCUCAAAUUUAGGUUGAGCCGGGAUGUUGUCGUCGCGGACGAAGCACCUGCUGCACUGCGCGCUCCUGCUGACGGUGAUCGUGCUCUUCGAGAUCUUCUCGGGGGGCGUCAAAGUGGGCGACGCCGCCGGGCACGACUUCGACCCGUGGCUCCGCUACGGCGCCCUCGGCUGCACCCUCCUCUACCUCCUCCGCUUCCUGGCCUUCCUCCCGCUCCCGCAGACCCUGGCCAACCUGGCCGGGCUCACCCUCUACAACGCCUUCCCGGACCGGGUCGUCCUCCACGGCUCCCCCCUCCUCGCCCCCUUCAUCUGCAUCCGCAUCGUCACCCGCGGCGACUACCCCCAGCUCGUCCGGGCCAACGUCGAGCGCAACCUCGAGAAGUGCAAUGCCGCCGGCCUCGAGAACUACUACAUCGAGGUGGUGACGGACAAGGCGAUCGGUCUGCCGUCGCACAACCGAGUGCGAGAGACGGUGGUUCCGCCGCACUAUCGGACCAAGUCGGGGGCGCUGUACAAGGCGCGGGCCCUGCAGUACUGCCUGGAGGACGGCGUGAACAUGCUCUCGGACUCGGACUGGAUCGUGCACCUGGACGAGGAGACCCUUUUGACGGAGAACAGCGUGCGCGGGAUCCUCAACUUCGUCAUCUCCGGGCGGCACCACUUCGGCCAGGGCCUCAUCACCUACGCCAACGAGGAGGUCGUCAACUGGGUCACCACCCUCGCCGACUCCUUCCGCGUCGCCGACGACAUGGGCAAGCUCCGCCUCCAGUUCUCCAUGUUCCACAAACCCCUCCUCAGCUGGAAGGGUUCCUACGUCGUCACACAGCUGGGGGCGGAGAAGGCGGUCUCGUUCGACAACGGGCUGGACGGCUCGGUGGCGGAGGACUGCUUCUUCGCGAUGCGGGCCUACAAGGAGGGCUUCUCCUUCGACUUCGUCGAGGGGGAGAUGUGGGAGAAGAGCCCGUUCUCCCUGUGGGACUUCGUGCAGCAGCGGAAGCGCUGGCUCCAGGGGAUCCUCCUGGUCGUCCACUCGCCGACGAUCCCGUGGCGGAACAAGCUCCUCCUCGGCAUCAGCUGCUACUCCUGGGUCACCAUGCCCCUCUCCACCUCCAACAUCGUCCUCGCCGCCAUCUGCCCCAUCCCCUGCCCCCCGCUCAUGGACUUCGCCUGCGCCUUCAUCGGGGCCGUCAACAUCUACAUGUACGUCUUCGGCGUCGUCAAGUCCUUCUCCCUCUACAGGUUCGGCCUGGUUAGGUUUACCCUAUGCAUCCUGGGUGCGCUGUGUACGGUACCAGUGAACAUAAUCAUUGAGAACGUAGCUGUGAUCUGGGGUCUCUUUGGCAAGAAACACAAGUUCUACAUAGUCAACAAAGAGCUCAAACCUCUGCUCCAAGUGUAGCCGCACCGGCCGAUACCAACUGCAACUGCCCAGCCUGAGGCACUGUCCGAUUUCUCGCAGUACCAA
Messenger RNA from Bemisia tabaci, 1859 nucleotides. RefSeq names its product beta-1,4-mannosyltransferase egh (gene egh). NCBI's taxonomy places the organism in Eukaryota, Metazoa, Arthropoda, Insecta, Hemiptera, Aleyrodidae. The record is from RefSeq and is a predicted model, not a curated record. Gene Ontology annotation, cellular component: cytoplasm. Gene Ontology annotation, molecular function: beta-1,4-mannosyltransferase activity.